Molecule: messenger RNA, 1595 nt
Organism: Eubalaena glacialis (North Atlantic right whale)
Lineage: Eukaryota; Metazoa; Chordata; Mammalia; Artiodactyla; Balaenidae
Gene: DBNDD1
Product: dysbindin domain containing 1
Exons: 4
Coding region: 35-511 (158 amino acids)
Biological process (GO): negative regulation of protein kinase activity
Cellular component (GO): cytoplasm
Source: RefSeq, a predicted model, not a curated record
GCCGCGCGCGCCCCUCCCAGGCCCUGCCGGCCGCAUGGAGCCCCCGGAGGGCGCCAGCCCGGGAGGGGUAGUUAAGGAGGUCGAGGUGCCAAGGGCUGCCCUGGGCACCCCCGUUCCUGAGACAGGGACCGGCAGCCACUCACCUGUGGCCGAGGAGGAGGUGGGCGUCCCAGUACCGGCACCGGGUCUCCUGCAGGUCACGGAGAGGCGGCAGCCCCUGAGCAGCGUCUCCUCCCUGGAGGUGCACUUCGACCUCCUGGACCUCACCGAGCUGACCGACAUGUCCGACCAGGAGCUGGCCGAGGUCUUUGCCGACUCAGAUGACGAGAACCUGGCCAGCGACUCACCCGCAGGCCUACACCCGCUGCCCAGGGCCGGCUGUCUGCGCUCCCCCUCCUGGACACGCACCAGGGCCGAGAAGAACCGUGAGAAGCAGCCCUUCGGCGACCCUGAGCGGCAGCCUGCCGUUGUGGACACGUUUCUCACCGUGGAGAGGCCCAAGGAGGACUAGGCCGGCUGGCCCGGGGCCGAGGCGGGGCAGGUCCGGGCAGCCGUGGCCCCGUGGACGCUGCCUGCCCCACUUGGCGCCUCCGCAUAAGCACAGCCCAGUGGCCUUACGUCCAGCUCUUCCUGGUCCCUGGAUCAGGGACCAGGCCCAGGGAUGAGAUGAGACUUCUGUCUGUAGGAAUGGUGUUCUCGUCUGUCACUAGACUCCCGGGUAGGGGUGCGGUGAGCAGGGACCUGCCCGUGAGAGGCGCUCUGCAACCCCCUGGGGGUCUCGGGGGUCCAGUCUUGAACGGCAGUGCCAAGCUCCAGCCCGCGGGACACCCUGCUGCCCCAACCGCCUUGAUUCCAACCCUGCCCCCCUCCUGCCGCCCAGGAAGUGUCAGCACCAGAGCCCCCAGACCCUAAUACCCUGCUUGCCGUGGUCCCUGCCUGAGAGCCAGACCCACCUCCUGAGCUCGGAACACCAAAUAUGUCACGACUGCCUCAGACCGCCAGGCAGGGCAGGGGCAGGCGAGGUUCGCCCUCCCCCUGUCCUUGCCAUGACAGUCCCCGCGGCCCACCAGACACAGGCACACACAGGCACGCACACGCGUGCAGCAGCCCGAGGGGCACGGGGACGUGAGGGGACCUGGGCACAGCGCCUGGCCCCCAAUUCAGGGGCGCCAGGCUCGGCUGCUCCGGACGCUGCUUACCUACUAAGGGACAGAACCGGCUUCCAGUCACACAGCGAGUCCAAGAACAGUUUUAAAACAAACGUGUAAGCUUGCUUUUAGUCCCCAAGGCCACCUGCCCUGACCCCUUCUCCACUGACACAUUUCUGGGGAAGGAAAACAGGCCUGGGCACAUGCUGGGCCCACUGGGCGUGGCUACAGCACGUCCCGCCAGGAAAAGGGUCGCCCUCUGCACCAGGAGGGGCACGUGAGGGGCAGCAACACGGAGGUGUCUUCCAGACACAACCAAGAAUUUCACUUAAAAGGGAUCCUGUGAGGGCAGCCGCGCCCCCCGCCCCCCAGGUCUUCCCCCCCGCCGAGUUCCCGUCCUUCUUGCUACGGCUUCUGCAGAUCUCAUUUCCAAACAGCAGGAUUAAA